AUGGAAGAGUACGAAGACUUCUCGUGCCCCGAGUCCUUCGAUGACGAUGUCACCAUCAGCGGCCCGGCCUCGCGUUACUGCGUGUCCCUACUGCACGACGACGAAGACUCGAGCAGCGGGGAUGAGCACCUCUACUACGCGCCAUCAUCGCCGAUGAAGAGGGCCACCCUGCAUCCUCAGCACCUCGGGGCGGCCAAGAGCAGCCUGGGGCGUCGCUCGCGUUCGGAGGACCAGCUACCACGCAUCUCCAUCGACGCAGUGCCUCAAUCCUCGUUCACAUCUGCGCCCUCGCCGAGCGGCCAACAGCAAUGGGACGACGCCUUGCGCGAGAUAAGCGGCGAGAUCCCUCCCGACCACAUUCGUAACAAGCUUCGAUCGAAUUCCUUCUCACGCGACGAUGCGACGCUGUGCCUCGGCCAGACGAGUUCCUCUGCCGCGUUCGAACGCGACAAGGAGAACCACUCCAACUUCCGGAACGGUGGUAGCGGGCUGGGCUUGCCAGGUGAUGGCUCGUCAGCCGGCACGAUGAUCACGGUGGGCAUUCCACGGCACCACAGCAGCCUUCGAGUUGCCACCGACCGCGCCCACAACAGUCCCAUCGCCUCGCGACGCGCCAAGUCCGUACCCGUCCGCCCCACGCUUCCGGAACUCAGGCUCGAGGGCUCUGCACCUUCGCCCAUGCGCGUGUCGUCCGCGCCGUCCAUCUCGUUCUCCGCCACCGCCACCGCCACCACAUCCGGAUUCGGAUCCGGGUCGCUCCCCCUCAACAAGCGCCUGACACCGAAGAGCACCCUGCACUGCUCGCUCAAUCUGUCCCCGCGCGUGAGCCGACGCAGCGACGCCUCGGCCUUCCACUCGCCCGCGCGCCAGGGCUCCAAGUCGCGCGGCUGUCGCGCCUUUCGAUCGCUCUUGCCUCUCACCGGCCAGCCCUCGCCCGCCCGACCGUCAUCCACGCCCCCCAUCAUGCCCUUUGCCCUCAACGAACCUCUCGAUAGCAUGGCCCCCUUCUCCAAGUCGGAGCCUCUCCUGCCCCCCAAUAAGACGAGCGUGUGCUCGCCAACCCCGGUUCCGCAGAGUCCCUUCCAGGCGCUUCGAAUCCGAUCGGUCAGCUUGUCCAACCUGCACGCCGCCUGGUCGAUGGAGUUGAACCAGACGGGCACCUUCCCCGUGGGACCCCGCAGGGGAGGCCGGGGGCAGCUCGCCCCUCCCGACCACCAGAGCGAAGGCGCAGAGGCGGGCGAGGACGAAGACGAGCAACCUUCGAAGAGGAAGAGGGGCAUCAGCAAGUCCCCUGCUCGAAUGGCCUUCUCCUGCUCUUCCCUCUCGGACAUCACGGAAUGGUAUCAGAAGCCGGUGCUCCCCAUCGUGUCCGACUCCUCGCUCCUUGACGCCAUUUCUGCCGAAACGGUGAUGAAGGUCCUGGCCGGGCAGUACUCCAGCUUCUUUACCGAAGUCAUCAUUGUCGAUUGCCGGUAUCCGUACGAGUACGAGGGCGGUCACAUCGAGGGCGCGAUCAACUUGCCUCUGCUCGAAUCCAUCGAGGAGAGAUUCCCGGUGGACCGCGACCUGCCCGACCGGGACAAGACGAUCAUCAUCUUCCACUGCGAGUUUUCGUCCAAGCGAGGCCCUGCAGGGCACCUGCGGGGGUUGGACCGUGAGGCCAACAUCGACAGGCACCCCAAGACCUGCUACCCUCACGUGUACCUACUUCGCGGCGGCUACAAAGAGUUUUUCGAGAAGGGCAAGAGUGAACACUGCACGCCGCCGCAGUAUCGCACGAUGCAGGAUCCCGAAUACAAGACGGAGCUGCAGAAGUGGAACACGCUGGUCAAGAAGAGGAGCUGGAAGAAGCAGAAGAGUCAGUCCAUCUCCUGCUUCUCCACCAUCACCGGCAGGCCCGUGUAA
Messenger RNA from Acanthamoeba castellanii str. Neff, 1905 nucleotides. Its product is annotated as rhodaneselike domain containing protein. Gene Ontology annotation, molecular function: protein tyrosine phosphatase activity. Gene Ontology annotation, cellular component: nucleus; cytoplasm. Gene Ontology annotation, biological process: G2/M transition of mitotic cell cycle; protein dephosphorylation; positive regulation of G2/MI transition of meiotic cell cycle. The record is from RefSeq and is a predicted model, not a curated record. The coding region runs from base 1 to 1905 and encodes 634 amino acids. NCBI's taxonomy places the organism in Eukaryota, Discosea, Longamoebia, Acanthamoebidae. The transcript has 9 exons.